AUUUUUGUUGAAUGAUUAAGUGGUCCAUGUAGCUUGAAUUAUUUUGGUCUUAUCAGUGAAAUUAUUUCUUUUUUAACGAUGAAGUUUUUACUUUGGAUGUCAAUUUUUGCGAUAGUUGUGAAAUUUGGAUCGUUGCAAACUGUUUUGCCUGAUUUUGAUGAAGCAAAUUAUGAAGACAGUAAUGAGAUAACAGCUGACCCGCAAAAUUGUAAUGAUUCUGUGAAGUCGAAGGUCGAUGAACUAAUUGACAUGGUGAAAACUUUUCGUAAGGAGUUUACAUACCAGAAUGCAGAAAUUAAGCAUAUACAGACAUUGAUUGAAAAUUGUGUAUCGUGUAAAAUUGGUCCGGAAGUUGAAUCUUGUUUAACAGCGAAUCCAUGUUUCCCUGAAGUUGAAUGUCAUGAUACGGAUACUGGAAUUAUUUGUGCGAAGUGUCCAAGGAACUACGAAGGAGAUGGCAGAACCUGUACAUUGAGGAGAAAUCCUUGUGAAAAUAAUCCAUGUAAUGAUGGCUUCCAGUGCCUUCAAACCGAUGACAUGCCAUAUUAUAGAUGUUCUCCAUGUCCUCCAGGAUUUACUUCAAUAGACGGCUAUAACUGCAUUGAUAUCGACGAAUGUCAAACAAUUCAUCCAUGUGAUCCAAUGGUUCGAUGCUCUAAUUUGUCACCAGGUUUUCGAUGUGAUCCAUGUCCAAUUGGAUUUAGUGGACAUUAUUCUGAAGGCUUUUAUUUGGAAGCAAUUACUGAUCAUACAUUCCAAAGACAAAUUUGUCAGGACAUUGAUGAAUGUCGUGAUAGAUCUGCAAGAUGUGGAAAUAAUGCAAUAUGUCGCAAUACUUUAGGCUCAUACGAAUGCUUCUGUCCAAAAGGAUAUAUCAAAUCAAAUGUCACAAGUGAUUGCUUUCUCCCCAUAGGAGCAUGUCCAGAUGGAACAAUUUGUGACAAGAACGCAGUUUGUCGUUACUUUAAUGGACGAUAUACAUGUAAGUGUAAAGUAGGAUAUGCUGGCGAUGGAAAAAAUUGUGGAACUGAUCGGGAUCUUGAUGGAUGGCCUGAUGUUGAUUUGGGAUGUGCUAGUCAAUUAUGUAGACAAGACAAUUGUCCAUCCAUACCAAAUUCGGGACAGGAAGACACUGAUAAUGAUGGAAUUGGAGAUGUUUGUGAUUUGGAUAUUGAUGACGAUGGAAUCUACAACGUAAAUGACAAUUGUGUGUAUGUUUACAAUCCAAAUCAAUCAGAUGUUGAUGGAGAUAAAGUUGGUGAUAGAUGUGAUAACUGUCCUCAAACUGCAAAUGGAGAUCAACUGGAUGUUGAUGGUGAUGGAUUAGGUGAUUCUUGUGAUCCAGACAUUGAUAAUGAUGGAAUCUUAAAUGAAAAUGAUAAUUGUCCAAAAAUUGCAAAUAGAGAUCAAAGAGAUUCUGAUAUGGAUAAAGUUGGAGAUGUUUGUGACAACUGUCCAGUAACACCAAACAUGGACCAAAAGGACUCUGAUGCGGACUUGAUUGGAGAUGCCUGUGACAACAACAGAGACCGUGACGAUGAUGGCAUUCAAGACAAUAAGGAUAACUGCCCUGACGUACAGAAUGCUGACCAAUCAGACACUGAUGGUGAUGGAUUUGGAGAUGCUUGUGAUUCUGACAUAGACAACGAUGGAAUUGAAAAUAGUGCAGAUAAUUGCCGAUUUAUUUAUAAUCCAGACCAACAUGAUAUAGACAAGAACGGAAUCGGCGAUGCAUGUGAACAGGACUCUGAUGGUGAUGGAGUUGAGGAUCAUCUUGACAAUUGUCCAAAUAACAACAAGAUUUACACAACUGAUUUUAGAUCAUUCCAACAAGUGCCAUUAGAUCCAGUUGGUGAAUCUCAAAUUGAUCCUAAAUGGGUGAUUUAUAACAAAGGAGCUGAAAUGGUUCAAACAAUGAAUUCAGAUCCGGGACUUGCUAUUGGAUAUGACUCAUUCAGUGGUGUUGACUUUGAAGGAACUUUAUUUGUUGACACAAACAAUGACGAUGACUAUAUUGGAUUUAUUUUCUCAUAUCAAAGCAAUCAUCGAUUCUAUGCUGUCAUGUGGAAACGUAAUGCUCAAGAAUAUUGGCAUAAAGAUCCAUUUACAGCAUAUGCCGAACCUGGAAUUCAAAUUAAAUUAAUUGACUCUAAACAUGGUCCAGGUAAAAGUUUAAGAAACAGCUUAUGGCAUACAGGAACAACACCAAAUGAAACUAAAUUGCUGUGGAAAGAUCCCAAAAAUGUUGGUUGGAAGCAACACACAGCUUACCGUUGGCAUUUGAUUCAUCGUCCUAAAAUUGGUCUCAUUAACAUGAGAAUUUUCAAUGGCAAGAAACUUGUUGUUGAUUCUGGAAAUAUUUAUGAUUCAACUCUUAAAGGAGGACGUCUUGGAAUGUUUGUCUUUUCGCAGGAAAUGAUUAUUUGGAGUAAUUUGAUUUACAGAUGUAAUGAAAAUCUCCCAGCGAAGAUUUACUCAAAGCUUCCACCACAACUCCAAAGAGAAUGUCAAGUUGAGAAGAUUAAAAAUCAAAUGCUGAGAUCGGAGUAGAUUAUUUGUAAAUUCUCUCUCGACCGUGCUUUUAAAAAGAGACGGAUGAAAAUGUUUAAUAAAUAUUUUUUUAAUUUUUAUAAAAGCCA
This is a messenger RNA of Chironomus riparius, 2639 nucleotides long. The record is from the annotation of a GenBank genome assembly. Lineage: Eukaryota; Metazoa; Arthropoda; Insecta; Diptera; Chironomidae.